This is a messenger RNA of Eleginops maclovinus (Patagonian blennie), 3925 nucleotides long. RefSeq names its product carbohydrate (chondroitin 6) sulfotransferase 3a (gene chst3a). The record is from RefSeq and is a predicted model, not a curated record. The transcript is spliced from 4 exons. NCBI's taxonomy places the organism in Eukaryota, Metazoa, Chordata, Actinopteri, Perciformes, Eleginopidae. Gene Ontology annotation, biological process: N-acetylglucosamine metabolic process; carbohydrate metabolic process. The coding region runs from base 520 to 1848 and encodes 442 amino acids. Gene Ontology annotation, cellular component: trans-Golgi network; Golgi membrane. Gene Ontology annotation, molecular function: N-acetylglucosamine 6-O-sulfotransferase activity; chondroitin 6-sulfotransferase activity.
UCGCUCAAACAGUAACCUGCGGCACAUGGACGAAGUUGGAGAUAAAGUUUGAAGAUACAUUACUUUCUACACCAAACUAAUUUUGAGACGAAUAGGUUCUCGUAUCUUUUCGAGUAGUCGGGGGAACCUUCAAAAACAACAGCAAAACACGUUUUUUUUUUCAUUGAUCAAUAUUCAAUCAAAAGUUAAAUGUACAAACAUUCUCGCUUGCGGUCCGUUUCGCACUCCUUUAUGUCGGUUUUUCUGCAAGACGUCGAUGCCUGUGCGCUGCUUCUCAUUCAUUCGGCAAAGAAGAGCACCCCGCGCCCAACCAUACAAUGAAGCAGUGUGUCCUUGUCGGACACAAUGCAGCAAGAUGCUACGAAGCGGACGACAGUUUCUCGCAAGACUCGGGACGUUUUCGCUCGAUUGCAGAAAGAGAGAUCAGCUUAAGAAUGAAGCUUUAGCCUCUGCAUGAAGAGCUAUGAGCAACACACAGACUAGACCCUAGACGUCCAACUACAAAGUCAGGACUCAAGAAUGAAGACCAAAUAUGCAAUUGUCUUCAUCUGUAUCGUCGCCCUGGUCAUCAUUGAAAAGGAAAGCAACAUACUAUCAAGAGUCUCUGAUAAACUGAUCCAGAGGCAGGCCCCACAGCAGACCCCACAGCCUCCACUGGAUUAUGGAAACACAACACAAAAUGGUUCCCUGAUGAUGCUCAAAAUGCUGCUCUCUAAACUCAUUGGUACAAAUGGGUAUAACACAAGUCUCUCUGAUGAUCAAGAAGAGGACGAACUAGAUGAUUUAGGCACGUACAGCUUCAGCGGUGGCCGUAAGCACAUAUUACUCUUGGCCACAACACGGACAGGUUCCUCAUUUGUUGGGGAACUUUUCAACCAACACGGGGAGAACAUGUUCUACCUAUUUGAGCCUUUGUGGCAUGUCGAGCGCAUGCUGACCACGGCCUCAGAGUCAAACAACGGGACAGUGUUGUCAGGAAUCUACCGGGAUGUACUCCAGGGCCUCUUCCUGUGCGAUUUUUCUCUCCUUGAGAAGUACAUCGCCCCCCCACCUAAAGACCACGUUACCCCAGCUCUUUUUCGCAGAGAGUCAAGUUUAUCGCUCUGUGAAGAAUCUGUCUGCAGUCCUGUAGUCAAAGAUGUUUUUGAAAGGUAUCACUGUAAGACUCGGCGCUGUGGGCCGCUGAACUUUACCCUGGCAACUGAAUCCUGCCUUUCCAAGCAGCACCACGCCGUUAAGACUGUCCGUGUGCGCCAGCUGGACACGUUGCAGCCUUUAGUGGAAGAUCGCCGUCUGGACGUGAGAGUGAUCCAGCUUGUGCGAGAUCCACGGGCCAUCUUAGCAUCCCGCAUGGUGGCUUUCUCUUCAAAGUACCAGACUUGGAAGACCUGGGCGCAGGACGGCCAGGUGCCCGAAGAUGACGAGGAGGUCAAGAGGCUCAAAGCAAACUGCGACCAGAUUAGGAUGUCAGCAGAGGUGGGACUGAGCCAACCUCGCUGGCUGAGAAGGCGCUACAUGUUGGUGCGCUAUGAGGAUAUUGCCCGCUACCCCAUGCAGAAGGCAGAGGAGAUGUACAGGUUCACAGGGAUACCAUUUAGUUCCCAAGCUCGGGAAUGGAUCCUGAGGAACACACAGACCAUGCAGGAAGCUAGCGGGAUUUAUUCCACCCAGAAGAACUCAUCAGAGCAGGCAGAGAAAUGGAGAUUCAGCAUUCCCUUCACACUGGCUCAGGUAGUGCAGAGGGUGUGUGGACCCACAAUGAAGCUGUUUGGGUACAGGUUUGUGGAUGAUGAAAAGACACUGAUUAAUAAGUCCAUCAGUUUGCUCGAAGAAAAGCUCUUUCUUUAAUCCAGAGGUCAAAAUGUAGCUGAGAAUCUGGAAAACACUGCAUGCAAUGGAUGCAAUAAUGUCUUUUCCUGGUUUGGAUCCAUUGCAUGGACCAAAACUAGUAUGCAAAGGUGCCAGGAGACACAACAUGUUUUACUGGGGACAAAAAGCUAUUGACCAGAAUAUAAUAUUCACUCUCACCAAUGAUGUGCCUCAUUGAUACAAAUGAAGAGUCACUUCAGAAAGAGAAAUAUUUAUUUGUGUUCAGCGUUCGCUAAUAGGCCUGGUAUUUAAGCUUUACGUGGCGCUUUAAAUUAAGUUUUACAUUUAAAAAAAGGCUCUGAUGUCAAGCCUGACUUGUAAGGGAUUCUUAUGUUAUAUGUCAUUGAUAGUUGAUCAUCUCCUAAAGUGAAAUGAAGGUGGUGUGUGUUAACUUUGUGUGUGCGUCUGAAAGAGAAGAUGUUUCUGUUCAUAGUUGAUGAUGCUAGUGCUUAAUUCUGUCUAGUUAAGUGUAUAUUUGAUAUAUCUCAACUGAUAGAUCACUUUAGUUCAGACCUGGUGUGCUUUAAUAGAGAUUUACAUAUCCGACUCAGGUGAAAUGAAUGUGGCAUUUUGUGGUGUCUUGAUUGAUACAUCUCCGUAAAAGCACUGUGUACAAGUACAGUAUGAAUCUUAAAUCGUAUUAACCAAAUGCCAGUUAAAGCAAUUCAAAAUAUACCAUAAUAAAGAGGCUAAUCCAGAUGGAUAUUUAAUACUCAUUAGGUAAGAUAAAAUAAGUAGCUAUAUUAAUAUCUUACUUCAUAUACCAACAUGUGUCUUUAACAUACUGCAAGUGUUGUUUUUCCCCAAAAGCUAGUAUCAACAGCAGUAAUGCAUUUUCCAGUGCUGCCUACUCUCCUUUAAGAACACUGUUUAGGUAUUAUGUAACCAAAGCAGCUUCUGCACUGAUAUCCUGUGUGUUCACGGACACCGGGGACAUUCUUGUGCCAGGAGAUGUUUUAAUUACUUUACAAGUCAAAGACAUAAAAUCACCAGAACUUAUAAAACCUGCAAAAGUCUAAAUGCUUUCUCUUGAAAGUUAUUAGUCGGGAGAUUAAUGUGUGGUAAUGGCUAUCAUCACAACAAAAAUAUUAAAUUGUAACUGUAUUAAGGUGGCCUUUUAGUUUAAGUGAAACCCAGGUGCUGCUGUGUUAACUGUCACUCUUGAUGGUAUAUAAAGGUAUCCACUGUGACUCUAGCUCAAUGGUAGCAUUGUGUUCGACUUGGCUGAGGCUCGGUUGAAACUGCUGUGCUGCUCAUGGAAAGGGAUAUGCAUUAGAGGUACAUAUAGUAGAGGGCUUAUACUAACUUACUGUUUAAGACAUGAAUAUGAAUACAUUACAUACACAUAUGUACAGACUGGCAGGCCUCAAGCUGACCAGAGUCACUACUGCAAGUUUUUUGAUCAAAAGGGAACACUGUGAAGUGCAGCUGAAAUAAUGGACGCAGUCAGUCAACUAAUUCAGAUACCAAGGGAGGCAUUAAAGUUAUGCGUGACUGUAAAAAGUUAGGGGUUCAACCUUCAUUGAAUGAAAACUGUUCAUGGUGAAGAAAAAUAUCAGAACAAUAGCAGAGUAUUAGAAAGUAGCAAUUAUGAGUUGAGUCUUAAUUAUUGUUCAAGCAAAUCUUAACACAAGUCUGAGUAUCUUAAAUGAAAAGUUAUGGUACACCUCUUCAUCAGAGUUGUAAGUCAGAAAAUAAAAUGCCAUAUUUGAACAUUUUACUUCUAAAGCUCUUAAUAGCUUUUUGCAUAAAGCUUGGCAUCACAACUAUGUGUUCAAGUGGUGUGGCUAUGCAACGCUUUCAUUUUACUCAAGGCCUUAUUUUUGUGACUUAUCAGAGCAAAUCUACAGUUUCGUAUGAUGUCAAAUGUGUGGUUUCAUGUAAUAACUUCCUGUUUGUGUAUUACAUCUAGGUCACAGUCAUAUUGCUGUUUUAGAAGAAACUAAGGGCUAAAGCCAGACUAUGCUUAAACAUCUAGAAAUGUAUCACACAUAUGUAAAUGAAAGAGUUUCUAAUAUUGAAAAGGUGAUUAAAAUAAUGUUCUUGUUGUAAAAUG